AAUGCCACCGAAAACAAGCACAACGCGACUACCAAAGUCGGUCCUCGAAGAACUAGGCCUAAGUAAGUCUUCUCAGGCAUUCUCUGCUGCCCAAAUAGGCGCUAACAAGACCUUGAAUUAAGGCGGCGGCAAUCUCAAAUCCGGCACCAAAUUGACGUCGACUGGUGGCAGAAGCGCUAGGAGCUCACGGAGUGGGAGGCCUCUGGGUAGGAAAGAGCGCCGGCGGCAGGAACGCGUAGUCAAGAAGUCUCAACAUCAGCAGCGGGGGGUGGUGAGCCAUGCUUCAGGCCCUCCAGUUCCACUAUCGCCCUCUCCCCCAUUUCCAGCACCAAUCACCCGGGGGAAACGGAAGGAAUCGGGAGCCAAAGAGAAGAAGGGAAAGGAGGAAAAGCACUCAGAACCAGCACUCAAGUCCAUUCUCAAGAAACCGAAGCCAGUGAAAAAGGCCAAUGAUGAGGAAGAGGAAGAGGCGUGGGAGCCAAAACCUAUGCUUCGGAGGGCGGUGAGGGAGAAGCUUGAGCAAGAUGAUAUGGAGAUCGAGUAUUUGGAAAAGAAACUGAAGAUUAAGGGGAAAUUGCCAAAAGCCUUUCAGGAGGAUGGACUAGACUUUUUGUUUGAAGGAUUGGAUGGGAUCGGUCAGGAUGAGGCGGCUCGGUCCGAGCCGAGCAAGGGGGCGAGGAGAAGCGAGUCGGGAUUGCGUAAGAGUGUGCAUCAACGAGAAGAAGAGUCAGAGGAGGAGGAUGGCGGUGGCGGAGAAGAUGAGGAAUCAGAUGAGGAAUCAAGUGACGGGGAUGGGGAUGCGGAAUGCCUGGACGAGGGUAUGAGUGAUAUAGAGGGUGAGAGCGGGGAUGAAUUCAUGGGAAUUGGCUCGGAUAUAGAGGAUGAUCGGGAAGCGGGGGGUAAUGAUUCUCCGGAGAACGGCCCUUCCCCGAUUCCCAGUAUACUAAAAUACCUUCCACCAUCGCUUCGGAAAACCCAAGCCACCGGGCCCGAGCAGCCCGCUCACCUCCGACGGAAGUGCCACGGUCUCCUGAAUCGUCUCUCAGAAGCCAAUCUCACCCCGAUUCUUUCGGAGGUGGAGGAACUCUAUACAACUAAUCCUCGAGGCGAUGUCACUUCCACGCUCUCCAACCUCCUAAUAACCAUUGUUGGCGAUCAAUCAGCCCUGUCAGAUACCUUCAUGAUACUACAUGCUGGCUUUGUCGCUGGAGUAUAUAAAAUCAUGGGAACGGGCUUUGGGGCUCACAUUGUACAAGCUGUCAUUGAGGAUUUUGACGGAUACUACAACAAUGUGAAUGGAAUCGAUGGCCCAGCGAGUGCUAGCAAGAAAUGCACAAAUUUAAUGAGUUUUAUUUCGGAACUCUACAAUUUUCAAGUUGUGGGAGCCGUGCUUAUUUUCGAUCUCCUGAGGAUAUUUCUGGGAGAGAUAACCGAAUUGAAUACAGAGCUGCUCCUGAAAGUUGCAAGAAGUAUGAUAUCCCCGCGUUCCUGAGCCCACCAAGCUAAUUUGGUUAGAUUGUGGCCACCAAUUACGACAGGACGACCCGACCUCUUUGAAGGACCUUGUCAUCAUGAUGCAGCCUGCCAUUGAGAAGAUUGGUCACGAAAAUCUUAGCAUUAGAACGAGAUUCAUGAUUGAGACAUUGACAAAUCUCAAGAACAACCGCUCGAAGUCGGCUGCCGCUAAUUCAGUUGUAGUCGCGGAAGCAACAAUCCGCAUGAAGAAGCUUCUAGGGGCUCUUAACAACCGUCAAAUACGAGCAAGUGAGCCUUUGCGUGUCUCUCUAGCAGACAUCAGGAACACGGAUACAAAGGGGAAAUGGUGGCUCGUCGGUGCAUCAUGGGUGGGUAACCAAGAAUCGACAUCGACAGCUUCCGGACCGCCCGGUAAAGCCCCCAAGAAGUGCAAGAAAGAUCCAGAAGACCUGGACUUUUACUCGAACACCGAUCUCUUGCAAUUGGCUCGAGAACAACGAAUGAACACAGACAUCCGACAGGCAAUCUUCGUAGCCAUCAUGUCUGCGGAGGACUACACGGACGCAUACUUUCGUAUUCUAAAACUCCGGCUAAAACGCAAACAAGAGCCCGAGAUACCCCGUGUUCUCAUCCACUGCUGCGGCUCAGAAGCUUCAUACAAUCCCUACUAUACGCUUGUUGCCCGAAAGCUCUGUACACAGAAUAACAUGCGUAAGGCCUUUACCUUCAGUCUUUGGGCGGUGUUCCGUCGUAUGGGUGAGGGCGAGGCAGGAAAGGCAGAAGCGGGUCUUUUUGGCGAAGAUGGCGAGAGCGAUGAAGGCCCUGAUAUGCGGAAGAUCCUCAAUCUUUCCAGGAUGUACGGGACUUUGGUCGCCCAGGAUGCUCUAGGAUUAGACAUGCUCAAGAUCCUUGACAUCGUGUACUUGCAGAGCAAGACUAAGACUUUCCUGGAGCUAAUGUUCAUCACGCUCUUCCUGCAAACGCUCGGACAGGAGGGUGGGACGGAGGAGAGCCUCAAAAGGGUGCUGGCCAAGAUAAAGGAGAAUCCAGUGUUGGUUCGUGGUGUGCUCUUCUUCCUGAAGAAGCAUGUUAAGGGAACCGAUGUCGUGACCGAUAAAGCUGAGGGGGCGGCUGUGGCUCGGGGUGUGCGUUUCUCGUCGCGGCUUUUAGAGUCCUUCGUUGCGGGGGAGACUUUGGGGGAAUGAUGUGCAUGAUAGAAUGAUGGUAAAUUGUGCCCCAGUAUUGCGCGUGAGCAUGACAUGACCUGUGGUCGAAAGUUGUAUCCAAACGCUGU
This is a messenger RNA of Tuber aestivum (summer truffle), 2770 nucleotides long. Lineage: Eukaryota; Fungi; Ascomycota; Pezizomycetes; Pezizales; Tuberaceae. The record is from the annotation of a GenBank genome assembly.